AUGGCCGCGUUCCUCCCGAGGCGGGGCUGCUCCGUUCCACGUAUUUUCUACCCCUCCAAAGGCCCCUCCUCCCGCUUCUUCUUCAACACACCACUCCACCGCUUCACCCAAUCCACACCCUCUUCCAUUAGAAACUUCCACGCUUCAUCAGCAAACAUGGGUAUCAACGUCUUCUUCGACUGCGAGUGGGAGGGCCCUGAGGUCCAGGUUGACUCCAAGGGCAACGUCACGUCGACCGGCGCCGUCAAGGAGCAGGCCGGCCGCAUCAACUUCGAGCUCUUCGACGAUGUCGUCCCCAAGACCGCCGAGAACUUCCGCGCCCUGUGCACCGGCGAGAAGGGCUUCGGCUACCAGGGCUCCAAGUUCCACCGCGUGAUCCCCCAGUUCAUGCUCCAGGGUGGCGACUUCACCCGCGGCAACGGCACUGGUGGCAAGUCCAUCUACGGCGAGAAGUUCGCCGACGAGAACUUCAAGCUCCAGCACUCCAAGCCUUUCCUCCUCUCCAUGGCUAACGCUGGCCCCAACACCAACGGCUCGCAGUUCUUCGUCACCACCGUCGUCACCUCGUGGUUGGACGGCAAGCACGUCGUCUUCGGCUCCGUUCCCGACGGUGACGUCGAGUCGUACAGGGUCGUCAAGGCCAUCGAGGCCUGCGGCAGCGGCUCUGGCGCCAUCAAGUACAGGAAGGCCCCCGCCAUCGUCAAGUCGGGCCAGCAGUAA
Diplodia corticola is the source of this 720-nucleotide messenger RNA. RefSeq names its product peptidyl-prolyl cis-trans isomerase. The transcript has 5 exons. Lineage: Eukaryota; Fungi; Ascomycota; Dothideomycetes; Botryosphaeriales; Botryosphaeriaceae. Gene Ontology annotation, molecular function: peptidyl-prolyl cis-trans isomerase activity. Bases 1 to 720 code for a protein of 239 amino acids. The record is from RefSeq and is a predicted model, not a curated record. Gene Ontology annotation, biological process: protein peptidyl-prolyl isomerization; protein folding.